This is a messenger RNA of Nycticebus coucang (slow loris), 14064 nucleotides long. RefSeq names its product lymphocyte expansion molecule (gene CIMAP2). The transcript is spliced from 10 exons. The record is from RefSeq and is a predicted model, not a curated record. Bases 12337 to 13659 code for a protein of 440 amino acids. NCBI's taxonomy places the organism in Eukaryota, Metazoa, Chordata, Mammalia, Primates, Lorisidae.
CAAAGAAUGGCCACGCUGCUGUCAAUGAGGUACUUGGGUCAUUGUUCCCACACUUCCCCGAAAUCCCAAGGGGCAGCGAGCACAGCGGGAAGGCCUCGAGCACCCUAGAUUACAGUUCUGUCUCUGCCAGUGACUGGCCGGGUGGCCUUGGGCAAGUCACUUCAUUUCUUUGCCCACAGAGGCUUUGAGAUGAGCUGUCUGAGUGCCCCCAGUGAGGUGCCCGUCACCCUCCCCGGGGCCCCCAGCCCACCUUCUCUCCCCUUCACUGUCCACCUCUUCUCCCUUGGGUGCCUUCCCUCAGCUCCCACCCUCCUGAAAAGGCCCUGGGGCAUGUUAAGGGUGUCCAGCCCAGCCGAAGCCAGGACCUCCUGCACUGUUGUCCGUUAUUAUUCUUGCCAACCUUGCUGUGCAGUUAGACUGACUUGGGCACCAGAUAAAAUAUUUAUGCUGUUAUUUAUGGGAGUAGUUGCUCCAGCUUCAGGGAGGAAUUUUAAUGAAAACCAGUAAAAGCUCCAGUGCAUGUCGACAGCUCUGCCUCAGGCUGCAGUACCCCUCCCACUUCCACCUCCUGCUGGGCUGGUGUGAGGCUCCUUUUGCAGCUACACCCCCACGGCCUCCUCAGCUCAGGGCCCCAUCAUCCCUCCACCCCACGCCCCGCAGCUGGGGUGAAUGCGUUUCUCACCUAUGGUGUAAGGCCCUGUGUUGGGUGCCAAGGGGAUGUGGCACUCAAUGGGACCUGCAUUCUGACCCACAGGGGCCCACAACCUGGCCGGGGAAACGGACCCAGGCUUAAGUAACAGGACUAGACUGGGUGCCUGCCAUCAGCCAAGAUCCUGACACCUGUCUCCAUCUGUUUUUUUUUUUUUUUUUUUAUUUGAGACAGAGCCUCAAGCUGUUGCCCUGGGUAGAGUGCUGUGGCAUCACAGCUCACGGAAACCUCCAACUCUUGGGCUCAAGCGAUUCUCCUGCCUCUGCCUCCCAAGUAGUUGGGACUGCAGGCACCUGCCACAACAUCUGGCUACUUUUUGGUUGCAGCUGUCAUUGUUGUUUGGUGGGCCAAGACUGGAUUCGAACCCACCAGCUCAGCUGUAUGUGGCUGGUGCCUUAGCCGCUUGAGCCACAGGCGCCCAGUCACCUCUCUCCAUCUUACAACGAACCUGCGAGGUAAGUAUUAUCCUCACUUUACAGAGGAACAUAUGGAAGCUCAGAGAGGCAAAGUGACUUGCCCAAGAUCACACAGCUUGUGAGGAGCGUCAGAGCUGGGAUUUGUUCUCCUUUUAUCAGGCUCCAAACCGUGUGCUCCCUUCACCAUGCCCCAUUGCCAAUAACUAUAGUCCAAGGCCAAGUCUGAUUAAGGCCACAGAGACGUGCAGACCAAGUGCAGUGGGAGGGACAGGCCACUCACAACCAGGGGAUAUGGAUUUAAGGACGGUCUUGAAUCAGUGGCGGCAUUUCAGCGGGUGGGAUCCCAGACACAUGUGGGAAUGGGCAGCUGAUGGGCACAGGGCAACAUGUGAGGGGAGCCACACUGGCAAGUUAGGCUGUGGCUGCUCUACACAGGCCUUGAAUGAACUUGGAAGGAGGAAAGAGGGAGCAGACAUUGUGGGUCAGAUCCCACUGAGUGUUGUGACUGCCCACGGGGACAGGGUCUCCCCAGCAAGAUCACCCAAAGGAGGCCCCCCAAUUGCAUUUCUCAGUCAGUGUUCCCUGGGGAUCUUCUCUAUGAGGACUGAAGAGGAAAGGUAGGUCCCACCUUUAGGGGCUCCCUGUCUGACAAGAGAGCCAGCAGCAAAGACAAUUAUAGUCGAAGGAACACUGGGGCCCAGGGAGCCCAGAGGAGGUGUCCUGCCUGCCUGGAAUGUCCCUAAGGCUUCCCAGAGGAGUAGGUACUGGAGCAGCAUCCUGGAGGACACGUAGGAAUCACCCAGGAGGAUACAGAGAGAAAGGCAUUCUAGAAGGGCAGGGGCAUGUGCUCAGAUGAGCGAGCAGGUGCAGAAUCUGCAUGCAGCCCUAAGGGCUGGAACCCCAGUGGAAAGGGGUUGGGGAGCAGCAGCAGGGGCACAUCAAGAGAGCCCCCCCCAUAGGUAGGCUAAGGGUUUAGAACUCAUCUGUAGGGCAGUAGGGAGCCAUAGAAGGAGUUAGAGCUGGGGAGUGCCAAGAUCUAAUGUGUGGUUUUUUUGUUUGUUUUUUUGAGACAGAGUCUCACUUGGUCACCCCUGGUAGAGUGCUGUGGUGUCACGGCGCAAAGCAACCUCAGACUCCUGGGCUUAAGUGAUUCUCUUGCCUCAGCUGCCUGAGUAGCUGGUAUUAUAGGCACUCGCCACAAUGCCCACUAUUUUUAGAGGUGGAGUCUCACCCUAGCUCAGGCUGAUCUUGAACUCAACUUGUGAGCUCAGGAGAUCUGCCCGCCUUGGCCUCCCAAAGUGCUGGGAUUACAGGUGUGAGCCACUGCGCUUGGCCCCUAAUGUGUGUUUUUAUCCACAUCCUCUUGAAGGGUAAUCCUGUUACUUAGGUGGGAAUGUGUAUAUGGGGGCUUUAGCAGGGACUAAGACUGCCUGGAGAGGAGAGGGGUAGGCCCCAAGGGCUAAAGGGCAUCCCCGAGAAGUGGGGAACAUUUCCCAAGGCAAGAGGAUGGGGUAGGAUGCUGGAGACCCUUAUCUACUUUACUUACACAGGCCCUGGGAAAGAGGUAAGGGAGUCAGAUUUAACCUACUGUAGGCCAAGCUGGCUACAGACUUCGACAUAAUAGCAAACCCUGAUUGUGGGAAGGACCAAAGACAUGUGGUGCCUCAGGCCCCCUGGCUCUUAGAUGUGUGAGCCCAUGGCCUCUGGCCCCUUCCCGCUUUGUGGCUGGCUAUUCUGAGUCAUGGUCAUGGUGCUGCUCUCAUUUCCAUGCUCUUAAAUGGGUGCAGCCACAGCGAGAGCAGGCGUAGUAGCCUCAGGGGAUUGUAAUGCAACAGAGGGUCAGGUAUCUGACAGGUCUGGCUGUAUGAGGUGGGUGACCCCAGGCAAUGAGUUACUCCUUGGAGCCUAUGUCCUUAUCUGCAAAGGAGUAUGGGCCUACAGGAGCUGUUAGGGUAGUGCCCAGCCUAAAAUAAAUGUACCCUUUCUCCCGGGUUGGAGCUGAGGGGGCUUAGGGCUCUCUAGGAGGCUGCUCUGUCCACGGCAGCCUGUUUCAGUGACAUCCUGCUGCACCCUGCUCUCCAUUUCCCACCAUGCUCCCAGGAGACAAUGUUUGUCCUCUGGGCUCGCCAGAUUCACAGCAACUCUUGUUUGGAAUUCAUGCUGCAAGAAAUUAAAUUAUUUGUUCAAACCAUACAGUUAGUGCAUGACAGAGCUGUGACUUAAACUCAUGCCAUCAUGGUCCCAGUCCUAAGCUUUUUCCACAACACCCUGAUCAAUCUUUUUUUUUUUUUUUUUUUUAGAGACAGAGUCUUAUUUUGUCGCCCUUGGUAGAGUGCAAUGGUAUCACCGCUCACAGCAACCUUGGGCUUAUGCGAUUCUCUUGCCUCAGCCUCCCAAGUAGCUGGGACUACAGGCCCCCGCCACAAUGCCCAGCUUUUUUUUUUUUUGUAGAGACAGAGUCUCAUUUUAUUGCCCUUGGUAGAGUGCCAUGGCAUCACACAGCUCACAGUAACCUCCAACUCCUGGGCUUAGGUGAUUCUCUUGCCUCAGCCUCCCAAGUAGCGGGGUCUACAGGCGCCCACCACAACACUUGGCUAUUUUUUUGUUGCAGUUUGGCCGGGGUCGGGUUCAAACCUGCCACCCUCGGUAUAUGGGGCCCGCACCCUGCCCACUGAGCCACAGGCGCCGCCCCAAUUUUUUAUUCUGUAUCUGGAGACGCUGAGGUUAGAGAGGUGAAAGGACUUAGGGUUCUAUACUAGUUAGCAUCAGGGCAUAAAGCCUAGUAGUUUCACCACCAUUCUGCUCACUGUUGAGUAUUUUUGAGUAAUUCAAGAGCCUGGUCAUGUUUUUCACUACACAAGCAAUACCACCACCUGGUGGUGGCAUGCCUGAAUUGCAGGGGCAACUCCUAAGCAUUAACACUCUACCUCAACUAAAAUUGUCAAAAAAGUAGCUAGCUGAGUGACAUCUGUGUGACAAAUCCCAAACACAGUUCCUCAUCAGAUCCCACUUUUGGAGGAGGAACUGUGGGGUUGCAGAUAGGGUCAGUGAGUAGGGGAUGGAGUUGAUGAGAUACACAGACCCAGUCUGAAGCCUCAUCCUGUUUGGGCUUUCCUCCAUCACUGUGACGAAAUGGCGUUGGCUGCUCACUCUACUGUGCAAUUCUGGCCCUAAAAUGGUCUGUCUCUUUAAAAAUCCUUCUAGUUGUAACUGAAGCAGCAGCUGAAGCUGUUACCAGGGGCAACCUGGUAAGCCACAGAGCAUUAAAUUAAAUUAAACAGGCCUCUGACUGCCCCCUCCCAUCCCAGAGAAGGGAGGGGCUGUUCCACCUCUCUCCAUGGGAAUAAAGUUGCUGUGUAACCUCCUACACGGUAAGGAAUUCAGUUACAGAGUUUAUAACUCCCAGAGGCCUGUUGUUUAGAGGCAGCCUGGGAGGAGGCUCAAAGGACUUCUACCAGAAGAGGAAUAUUUACUGAGGACCUGCCUGGGGUGGGCUCUGGGCAGGAUGUCCCCUCUAUCUCUUGCUUAAUCCCCGUCAGGCUCAUGAGCUGGGAAUUCUGUGGUGAGAGGGGCAGGGCUGGCCAGCAUACCAGUCCAGGUUUAAAACUGGAGGGACUUAAAUUAGGCUGCUGCUCUGUGGCAGAUUCAUGGGAGGCAAGUGGGCGAGGCCCAUGCUGGCCCCAAAGUAAAAUCUACAGGGUCUGGUACUGGCUGAAGGAGAGAGGGAGGGACAGCUCCGAGGGGAGGUGUUCUUAGAACAUUUCCCAGCGCUCUGAGGCCCUUGCCCCUAUUUUCCUCGUUUUAUUUAUUUAUUUAUUUUUAUUUAUUUUCUGAGACUGAGUCUCAAGCUGUUGCCCUGGGUAGAGUGCUGUGGCAUCAUAGCUCACAGCAACCUCCAACUUGGGCUCAAGCAAUCCUUUGGCCUCAGUUUUUUCUUUUGUUUUUGUUUUUGAGACAGAGUCUCACUUUAUCGCCCUUGGUAGAGUGCUGUGGUGUCACAGCUCACAGCAACCUCAAACUCUUGGGCUUGAGCGAUUCUCUUGCCUCAGCCUCCCAAGUAGCUGGGACUAUAGGCGCCCACCACAACGCCUGGCUAUUUUUAGAGACGAGGUCUUGUCACUGUGGUUCAGGCUGGUUUCAAACUUGUGAGCUCAGGCCAUCUACCCACCUCGGCCUCCCAGAGUGCUAGUAUUAUAGGCGUGAGCCACCACACUCACCCCAAAUUUGUGAACUUAAUUGUCAGACCUCCUAUGACAAUAGCUCUGAUGGUCAUUCCAGAAAAAGAGUCCCGAAAAUUUCUAUGAAGGGUGGACUAGGUUGCUGGCAUCAGUGCACAGCUUCCUAAGGGGAGUACUUUGAAGGUGACCACAGUGGUACUCAGCAAUGAGGUGUGCAGCACUUUUUUAGGAUGAGUUUUCAGACCUUCAUAUGUGUUAACCCAUUCAACUCUCUCCAGUGUUAACUGCAAGGUAGGGACUAUUAUUCUCCCGUUUAUAGAUGAAGCAACUGUGACACAAAGUGGUUAGAUAACAUGUCCAGAGUGACACAGCCGGAAGGCAAGAGGGCUGGGAAAUAGCAGCUUAGAUCCAGAGUUCCUGCACCUGACAACCCUGGACUAGUGAUCCUCAAAGUGCAGCCCCCAAGCCAACAGCAUCAGUAUCACCUGGGAAUUGAACAGAAAUGCAAGUUCUUUUUUUUUUUUUUUAAGACAGAGUCUCAAUAUGUCACCCUUGGUAGAGCGCUGUGGCAUCACAGCUCACGGCAACCUCAAACUCCUGGGCUUAAGCGAUUCUCUUGCCUCAGCCUCCCAAGUAGCUGGGACUACAGGUGCCCAUCACAAUGCCCAGCUAUUUUGUUGUUGCAGUUGUCAUUGUUGUUUUUUUAGCUGGCCCAGGCUGGGUUCAAACCCACCAGCCUCAGUGCAUGUGGCCGGCACCGUAACCACUGUGCUACAGGCACCAAGCCAGAAAUUAAAGUUCUUGACCCACUAAAUCUAAAACUCUGGGUGUUGGGGCUCAGUAACCUGUGUUCUAACAGGCCCUCUAAAAUAGGCUGACAUUUGAGAGCCCUGUCGCUGCACCACACUAUGGAGAGUGGAAUAAAUGGGCUAGCAGAUGCAUCUCUUGCUUAGUGAGUACAGGGUCAGAAAUUUUGAUCCUCAGGGAAGCUUGAAGAUCCAAGCCCACAGCUGAGUAGGUAAGCAACACAGGUUGGUGACCUGGCAGAACCUGCAGGAAACAGAAUUAGGAUAGGAGGAGCAGGGGGUUGUUAACUCGGGUGGGUCCAAGGAUGGAUCUUAAGUAUUCCAUUUACUUCAAAAGGUGGCCCCCAAAGAAGGAAAUGUUGGGGAGCUUGGCUAUUUGGAGGGAUUUCAACAGAAGAUCUUUUGCUAUACCAAUGGCUAAUAAAUAUAUGCAUCUCAAUAGGUUGUACAGGGACUGCGUUGGUUCUUAAGGAAAGUAUUUGCCUUGCAGUUUGGACUUUGCCCCUGCUGACAGGCUGUCCUCUGAUUGUGGAGUUAGUUCCUGAAAGCUGAGUAAUCGAGAGAGGGGGAAAAUGACCCAGGAAAGGGAAUGAACUUUUCUCUAGUAUCACUCAGAGCACGGAAGCAAGGGCUGCGCACGGCCUUAAAAGGUAGGACACAUCCUCUUCCUUUUACAGACAAGGAAACAGACUAAUAAAAAAGCCACCGGCCCAGCCCCGCAGCCCAGGCUGGAAGUGCCAGGAUUCAAGUUCAGAUCUGCCGCCCUCCAACGCCCCUGUUUUUCCCACCUCAUCACACCAGCCCUGUGAAGGCUGACACUGCAGAAAAGAAAGUCACAAGGUGACAGGCCACAGGAAUCCGUCCUUCCUGUACAACUUGAAUGCCCUCUGUGAUGACACAGAAUAGCUUCUCUGCUCCUGCACAUGGAGCCCCGCCCCGCCUGGCCCUGGCCCUGGCCUGCCACCCAUGGGGGCACACAUAGGACAGGCAGGAGAAGGCUUUUCUCCUCUGGGGGGGGGGGGGGCAACGCUCUCGUGCUCCAGCCUUGUUGAGUGUGGGGAAUAAACAGAGGUGUAGGAUUGGGGUCCCACCCCUGCCACUUAUGCCCCCAGGGGUCUGGAGAGGCCACUGGCCCAGCUUCUGCAUCUGUAAUUGGGAAUAACUCCAAGUAGCAGCAUACAUCACAAGUGUGUCGGCCAGGGUGGGAAAUGUGACCAAGCAGAGGGAAUUUGGGGUUUGAGUGCUAUGCCAUGGAAGUAAAUAUUCAGCCCUAUGUUGGGUUCCCUGAUUUUAAGCUGUGAGCAAAUCAAGUGCUGCUCCCAACUGCCCAGCACCUCCUCUGCCCUGUGGUCAUUUUUAGUCUACCCUGGUUCCCGACCUGCUGGACUGCAUUGAGCCACUUUAUUCAUUUUCCCUAGUGAAAGAGCCAUCUCCUGUCUGGCCUGUGGUCCCAAUCCAACUCUAGCAGCAGUGGUGGCUGUGUGGGCCUGCAGAUAUUGUGUGCCCACUGCAGUACUUCAGUAACCCUGAUGCCCGAACUUUCUCAGCUCCUCCAGGGGAGAGUGCGUGCUGCACCCUUAACAUAAUCAUCUUUCUCCUGUAAGAGGUGGUGGGACCAGACCAUGCUAAAAGCAUCUUGACUUUGGGGUUCUUUAUCUAUGAGGAGAGGGAGACCCAGCUCUCAGACUUAGCAGGUAAAUGGGGAGAGAAGCCAGCAGCAGGCUCAGAAGGCGCUGACAUGCCCAGGUGAGUGGACUGAGGCCACAGGAGGCUGGAACCAGAGCCCCAGGAAAGCUGUCCCCCACCCUGGGCUUUGACGUCCUACAGACCUCAGUUCAGUUCCUGCCAGCCACUCACAGCUGUGUGCCCUUGGGCAAGUCACUACACUUCUCUGAGCCUCAGUUUGCUCAUCUGUAGGAUGGGGUUAAUAACAGUUUGGAUUUCCCAGCAUUUCUAUGAGGAUCAAAUGAGAUAAUUUAUGAAAAGCACACGUGUGCACAUGUGAAUUUUAAGGCUAAAUUCAACUAAAUUAAAUAGAACAUCUGGCCACCAUCCAGGUCCAUCCAGCUCUUCUAGCCAAACCAUAUCAAAUCACCCCAAACUGUAGAGUCACACAUACGUGUACGUGUGUGUGAGCACACCCAUGCCAGGGACCUGGGUUUGCUGACUGUCAGCACCCUUUUGGCCUUUCCUGCCAGGUCCCCACUCUCCCGGGUGCAAGGAUGGGCUGGAAUGUCCACACCUUUGUUUGUGAGACAUUUGUGAGGCUGGCUGGCCAGCACCACCUUCCUCCCGACCCGCCCCAGCUGGCCAGUGAUAUCCAGACAGGCCCGUGUGCACUAGAUCAACCUGGGCGGGUCUCUCCACCUCCCUGAGCCUGUGUGCAAGGUGCUUCAUAAUACCCAGCUGACAGCAUGCCUAUGGGGUCUGAAUCAAAGUGAGAUGCCCUGACACAGGCAUGCCUGGCACAGAGACACCAUUGCAGGGGUCUCCUGUUGUCACCCAGGGUCUGGCCUAGGCCAUGAACAGGGGUGAGAGGCCUGCAUGUGAGCACGUGUGAGUGUACACGUGCAUGCGUGUGCAGGCGUGUUAAGAUGCCAGUAUUCUGGGAUAAGGAGAAGAAAAUUAAAUUACUGCAUUGGCUUGGGACAGGGUUUUUGUUAAGAGAAAUGUAAAUUCAAGUUACCUUAUUUUGAAAGACGAUAGGAAUUUUAAGGCUAAAUUCAACUAAAUUAAAUAGAACAACUGUUGUAAGCAAACACCUCUUGGGUGUUCAGCAUGGGUUCUGUCUGUGGCAGACACUGGGGCAGGCGGUGGGAGGAGACAGAGGGGGCCCAAGACCCAGGGCUCACCCUUUCAGGACCAAGACAGAAAUGACUUGGAGAUAAGCCGGUUGAAGGUAGGCAGGGAGCAGGACCAGCGUGACCCAGCACGCAGCCAGCCUGGCACCCUUCAUGUUCUCUCAGUCCUCAUAGCAGCUGGUGAGAUGGAUGUUAGAAUCCCAUUUCACAGAUGAGGAAACCGAGGCUCAAAGGAGUAAAGUGACCUGGCUGCAGCCACCUGGUGAUGGAGGCAGAAUUUUAAUCUUGUUUAACUCCAAAACGUAAGUUCUUCGUACCCACUACACCUUGAGAAUUGCCACCAAGAACCCACAUACAUGUACGUAGGGGGUGCUGGGAGGAGGGUAGGAAUGAUAAAAGCAAUCUGCCUCUGCAUAUUUUUUGCAAUUUAAGAAAGAAAAAUGGGAGGGAAUAAAGACCCAAGAAAGCAUGUCAUAGAGACUCAUACACUCACACACUCUGCUGACUUUUGUAAGAUUAUGGGCUGAAUUAUUGACUUUUAUAAUGUUUUCUUUUGCAAUUUAGGUUUAGCUGAGUAGCUGGUUAUGGUUCUUGAGCAGCUCUUUGUUCUUCAAGCUCCAGGGACAGUUCCAGCCCCAGCAGGAUGAAAAAGCUCUUGCCGUAGCUCAGGUUGGCCCAGACCAGCGGCUGCCCACCCACGCUGUGCUCCUGCAGGUGGCAACCCUCUGGAGUGGAGGUCCCACCUCCUGCUUCCCUGGACUUCUGCCUUCAUCCCUGCCCCCCCACCCUGUCUCCUGACACAUGACACCCACUUGGCCAUCUCUCUCAAGACCCCUCCACUUUAGAUUCUCAGGAGGCUGCCUCCAAGGACCUCCCUCUACCACCCCGCCAGCCACCUGCAUUACACUUGUCCCACCUACUUCUCUGACCUGUCCAGAAAGAGCAAAGAUUUUGCAGUCAGGCAAAAUGAGUGGAUUCAACUGUCACUUACUAGCCUUGUGACCUGGGUCAAAUUACUUAGCUUUGCUCAGCCUCAGUUCCCAUCUGUAUAUUGGGACUGAAGGGUUCACAUGAGGACUCUGAGAUAAAGUCUAGAACAUAAGUUCUCAACCUUCCUAAUGCCGCGGCCCUUUAAUACAGUUCCCGUGGGUCGCAACUCACAGGUUGAGAACCGCUGGUCUAGAAAGUGCCCAGGGCAGUCACUGACAUUACCGUGUGUAGUCGUGUGAAGGGAGAGUUCGAGGAGGAGGAGGUUUCAGCUGGCUUUGACAGGUGGAGUUUGCUUUCUAGGCAGAGGAACAGCAUCUACCUAGGGAGGUGCGACAUAGACAUAGCCCAUCUGGGGGGCUGUGAGCAGUUUAGAGUGGCUAGGAAGAGAGGCUCAAGGCAAGUAAGAGGAAUCAUGGUGUGAGAGGAGGGCAGGAACUGAUUUCAGAGACUGCAUGAGCAGCUUUUCAGGGCCACAUGUGCUCCUUCUUAUGAGCUUUGGACGGCCCUGCUUCCAGGCCUCACCUGUCACUAGAGCCCCUGGCCCUGCAGGUUUCACCACAGGGCCUUUGCACACACCACACCUGCUGGGUGUUGCUCUCACCUCAUUUCUGACAGUGCACUCCUGCCUCUUCCUGAGCCUCCUCAGUCUCUCCUGUUGAAGGGGAGUUGUACCUUCUGACUCAGUGACUGCCAAUCUAUCAUAGGACCAGGACUUUCCAGCUUACUGCUGACUCUGACAUUUGGUGCCCAUAUCCCAAAAGUGCACUUCCAUUGUCAGCCUCUGGGGCCCUGAUUUUGGUUCUUCAGAAAGUGUAAUCUCAAAAGAAAGUGUGAUCUGGGUACAUAGUACUUAGAGAUGACUAUCACAUGACACAGACUUGUGAUGAAUGCCUGUGACCUCAGCCAGUUGUAGACAUAGCUCUAAUUUGUUCUUUUGGCCCCCACUCACAGAAGAAUGGCUCACAUAAGACUAGUUAAUGAGGCAAUAAAUGUUUGCUUCUCUACUUGUUCAAGGGCAUCUAAAAGACAAGAACUUCUUUUUUUUUUUUUGUAGAGACAGAGUCUCACUUUGUCGCCCUCGCGUAGAGUGCCGUGGCGUCACAUGGCUCACAGCAACCUCUAACUCUUGGGCUUACACGAUUCUCUUGCCUCAGCCUCCCGAGCAGCUGGGACUACAUUUUUUUUUUUUUUUGAGACAGAGUCUCACUAUGUCACCCUCGGUAGAAUACCAUGGCAUCACAGCUCACAGCAACCUCAACCUCUUAGGCUUAAGUGAUUCUCUUGCCUCAGCCUCCCAAGUAGCUGGGACUACAGGUGCUCGCCACAACACCUGGCUAUUUUUUGUUCCAGUUGUCAUUGUUGUUUAACUGGCCCAGGCUGGGUUCAAACCCGCCAACCUCUCCGUGUAUGUGGUAACACCCUACCCAUUGUGCUAUGGGCGCAGAGCCAGACAAGAACUUCUUAAAGACAGGACUUAGCACACCAUAGGUACUCCAUAAAUGCUAAGAUGCUCAGUAAAUGCCUCUUAGACAUGCCUGGAAUUUACCAGUUCAUCAACACUUUUAUCCUAUCAUUUAGUUGGCUAAUCACAGUAAGCCUGAGGCAGAGAUAAGUACUGACAAACAUUUAUAAAGCAGACACUCAGGUCAGAGAUGACAAGUGCCUCGUCCAAAGCCAUACAGCAAAACAAUGACAGAGCUGAGCACAGUGGCUCAUGCCUGUAAUCCUAACACUUUGGGAGGCUGAGGUAGGAGGAUUGCUUUAGGCCAGAAUUUCAAGACCAGGCUGGGCAACACAGCAGGACCCCAUCUGUACAAAAAAUAGAAAAAUUGGCCAGGUGGAGUGGGAUGUGUCUGUAGUCCUAGCUACUUGGGAGGCUAAGGCAGGAGGAUCACUUAAACCCAGGAGUUAAGAGGUUGCAGUGAGCUACGAUGACACCACUGCACUCUAGCCUGGGCAACAGAGCAAGACCCUAUCUCAAAAUCGUAACAACAAUAACAACAACAAAACUGGGUGCUCAAACCCUCGCCCCCUAACUACAACGAAAUUAUCAUGAUUUUCAUCCUGACUGCGACCAUUUCUUAAGCACCUGCUCUGUGCCAGGUACUUUAUAAGCAUGAUUUCAUCUAGAUCAUCUAAAUUCCCAACUUUCUCCUGGCAUGUGUGUGUGGCAGUGACCACAGCUGCCCUGUGAAGACCUGAGGAGUAGCUACUGGGCCAGGCCCCAGGAGACAGCACAAACCAUGGCAGCCGUAUCCUCUGAGACUGAAGGGAACCUUCCAGACAAAGGUGACAUAGAAGAACACCCCAAGCAGAGGCUGAGAAAGGGACAGGUGAGCUGAAGGAGACCUGGCCUGUGGGGGAACCAGAGGCAGUAGAUUGUGGCAAAAGCCUGGCUUGGAAGAGGGGGACACGGCUAAAGAAAGGCAGAGAGCUAUGCCUACCAAACAGCCUAGGAUGAAUCUGCCAGGAAACAGGGAGCAGCGGGGGGUUGUAAGCAGCUGGAGCAGCUGGCAAGAUGGAGCACCACCACACUGGAGGGUGAGGCAGCAGGGUCACGCUGGGGGCCGGAACCCGGGGAGGAUGACCACAGCCGCACGGUGCAGGUUUGAUGUCUCUGCUGUUUAUCCCAAUCAGAAGAAGCUCAGCACCUUCACGGAGGCUCCAUACUUCAGUCGGUAUUCUAUGGCGCUGUCCCACAUAGGGCCUGGAACCUACAGCUUAUCGGACACCUGCUUCAGUAAGAGGAAGCUGAAGAAGGAGGUGGGCACAGGCUGGGACAAGGCCCAGGAAGCCACCCGGCUGACUCAGAUGCCCCAUUUCCAGUACCAGGCCAUCCUGAAGGAGAAGCGGCAGCAGGAGCAAAAACUGGGUCCCGGCACCUACAACUUCAAAGAUUUCUUAGAACUGCUGGAGCAGAAACCACGUAGCACUCGGGGGCUGCUCAGCUCUGGGGAGACUCGCUUUCGAGGACUCAUCGGGAACUACUACCCCGGCCCUGGGAAUUAUGGGGAGAAGGGCAACCCCUACACGAAGCUGGAGGAGAAUGCCUGGAACCGGUCCCAUUCCGAGGGCCUCAUGUGCAGGAUGACCAACAAGCCACUCCCUGUGGAUCGUGAGGGGAGUGGCCUGGGACCCGGCACCUACUUCUUCAAAAGUGGCAUCGAGACAUACCUGGCACGCUCCAUGGGCACCCGUGGCCCCUAUGACACUUUCUCUGGUGACCGAGGCAAGCCGCUGCCUUAUGGGCAUUACUCCGUACAGAAAAAAAAACCCAGGGAACUGAUGAAUUUCAAGAGCUUCACAGAUGAACUUAACUCACGUUACAAUAAGAAGCGUGGGGUUUUUUCAAAAGUUCCCCGCAACCCAAAGACCCCUACAGAGAGGAUUUACUGGGCAACCCUCAGCCAAUGCCCCCGAACACUGGCCACAUCUGGCCCUGGCACCUGGCUUCCGUCAGAGGAGAAAUCCAAACACACCAACCACCCGCCGUUCCUGCUGUCCUCCAAGCGGUCCAGCCCACAGACCGGGCCGAAUGUUUUGGGAAGCUGGAACCCAGUAGGUGUGGGCCGCUACCUUAACACCUGGCUGAUGGAGACAAAGGACAGACGGCAGCGCUAUCGGUCCCUGUACCUGGGUGAACCCAAACGCUACCUCUCGGACCUGAACCGGGACAUGAUCAUGCAGGAAAGGAUCACACCUUUUACUAAGGGGAAGUGCCCUCCAACUGUGGAUUACAAUUCAGAUCCUACUCCUUAAAGCCACUGGGGAAGGACAGCUACAGUGACUGGAGGGGCCAGAGGCCUGAAGACAGAUGUGGGGCUGGGAGGAUGGGAGUGGGAAGGACCCGUGAGAAUGCCUGGGAAGAGAGUUGUGCUGGGGUCACCUCUGCUGGAGCUGCACACCUGGAGCUCACAAUGUCUGCUGGGACACCUGGGGCAGAUAUCAUUUGUUACAAGACAUCAAAUAUCCUGAGACCUGGGAUCAGCCAGAACAUGGAGUCUGAACAGCAGAUGGACUAAAGGGGUAGAAUGUGGUUGAUGCCCUUGAAACCCUUUGUAUUGUAAAGCCACAGCUCAUUAAAGUCUAAAAGGGGGUGGCAGAAUGUAGCGUGUUUGACAAUUCUAGUACUCUCCAGCAACGUCCCCUCUCCAUCCCAGGACA